Messenger RNA from Symbiodinium necroappetens, 2349 nucleotides. NCBI's taxonomy places the organism in Eukaryota, Dinophyceae, Suessiales, Symbiodiniaceae. The record is from the annotation of a GenBank genome assembly.
AUGGUACUUCGCUUGGUGCUUCUGGGAGCUUGGGCCAUCACGGCCCAAGGCCAGCAGUGCGACUGCAGCCCUUGCAAAGAAUACCCAGAGGAAGAUUUCAGUCCCGAUCCCUGCUUCGACAAGUGCAUCGUCACGGGAGACCCUCACGUGGAGCACAGCUGGCGUCCAGGAUUUGAGAACGGAUUCGACUUCCAGCCUCAAGGCAUCUGGCGCUUGGCCAAGACGGACACCUGCGGCGGCCCAGUGGAGGUCCAGGCCUUCUUCUGCCACUACUUCUUCACCAGACUGAGCAGUGCCAUUGCAUACGCGAUCACCAUCAACGGUGGCGACAAGUACAUCAUCAAACGGGUCGGGGAUGAGUUCGAGGUAGGCAGUCCCGACGUGCGGGGCUUCAACGUCAGCUUCGAAGGUGACCCAGUGUCCGGGCGACUCCUCGUCAGUGACGACAAAUGUGUGCGCAUCAAGAUGAACACCGUGCCCCUUUAUGACCGUCGGACGAGGUUCCUGGAUAACCCCUACCUGAACAAUAUCUUCAUGAACAUUUGGGGGUGUGCAACAACGGAGGAAGGCAUUUGCGGUGCUCCGAAGCUGUCGAAGGAAUGGAUCGACCCUGAGAGUGACGAGAAUCUCUUCAAGACCCCUGACCAGCCGGAUCUUUGGAAAGACCUCUGCGAGUUCUGCCAGGAGGGAGGCCAAGCCACCACACCACCGGGCUGCCCGGCACCACCAGGUGGAGAGGAGCCCGGCGAGCCUGGCUGCGAGUUCCUCAGGCCCUAUGGCAGCAUUUGGGACAAGGAGUGCGUACCUCAGCCGGGCGAUUCAGCCAACAACGCCCUCCUCGAAGAGCUUCAAGACGGUGGCGAGAACUGCGUGGCCUUCGCUCGCCUGAACAACGGCCCGAAGUUCCCGGGAAGAACCUGCAGAGACUGGUGCCAGGACCGCGGUGCGGAGUGCGUGACAGUCCGGGACGAUGUUGCUACGGGGAAGUUCCCUACCGAGGACAACAGCAACGCCUGCCAACUGACUGAGGCUGACCACCCCAACAACUUCAUCGGAGGAGACCCAGAGCAACCCAAGACCUGUGAUACGGUCAGCAGGGACACGCAUUGCGUGUGUAAGAAGCCCGACAACCCGGCGCCAGGAGAGUCAGUGGAGAAGACCUGCUUGGAAGCCCGGGAUGAAGCCGGAUUUAACUUCUCGCACUUGGAUGCGGCAGACCUCUGCCGAAGGGAGGCUAUGUGGUUCCAGCGAGUGACCUACCCACGGAACACCGAACAGACGACCUUCGAGCAACGUCUUCUGCUGUACUGCGCCCAGGACGUCUGCGCCACGGACGCGGAAGACAGGCCAGAGGUGGCCCGAAUCUAUCAGGAUCGGGACCCCGACCUGAACGACAAGCCCAAUGUGUGCAAUGGCCCCCUGCUGUGCAACGUCGUGUGCUCCAGCCAGCUUAUCGAGAAUUGGGGCGAGUGUCUGAACCGCUGUGAAGCCCACCGAUCGAAGCUGAUCCAUGCGGUGACGCGCUACUGCAAGAACGGCAUCUGCACUUCGUAUCUGGAAGAGACAGAAACAGUCGGCCUUCUCCAGCACCGCCGAUCCAACCGCUCAGAGAUCAUGAGCUCGCGCAGGCGCAAAGGGGACGACGAUGAUGGAAGCACGCGUCGCCGCAAGGGUGACGACAUCGGUGACGACGAUGUUCCGGACGAUGGGUGCGUGGACAAGCAAUUCAUGUGCAACAUGCUCUGCUCUGGGAUGAACCUGGAGGGUCGAGAGCUUUCGUGGUGCAAGCACAGAUGCACAUCGAAGUUUACCAGCCAGCUCAAGCCCGGAUUGGACCACUACUGCACAGAGUGCAAGCACUACUGCGAGCACCCUCCGGCGACAACCACCACCACGACAACAACCACCACUGCGAUCAACAACGAGUGCAGGUUCUUCACGACCUCCACGACCUCCACAACCACCCAUCCGCCAUACUAUCCGCCAUACCCCAAAGACGACGAUAAGGAUGGCAGCCGUCGCCGCAAAGACGACAGCCGCCGCCGCAAGGGUGAUGACGACGAUGGAAGUGUCCGUCGCCGCAAGGGUGAUGACGACGAUGGAAGUGGCCGUCGCCGCAAGAGUGACGAUGAUGGAAGCAGGCGCCGCAAGAGUGACGAUGAUGGAAGCAGGCGCCGCAAGGGUGAUGACGACGAUGGAAGCCGUCGCCGCAAGGGCGACGAUGAUGGAAGCCGGCGCCGCAAGGGUGAUGACGAUGGAAGUGGCCGUCGCCGCAAGGGUGACGAUGACGGAAGCCGGCGCCGCAAGUACAGCCACCAUCGGCGUCAUUACAAGGACGGGGAUGACUGA